Acyrthosiphon pisum (pea aphid) is the source of this 1940-nucleotide messenger RNA. RefSeq lists its product as uncharacterized. Lineage: Eukaryota; Metazoa; Arthropoda; Insecta; Hemiptera; Aphididae. The record is from RefSeq and is a predicted model, not a curated record. The coding region runs from base 643 to 1362 and encodes 239 amino acids. The transcript is spliced from 3 exons.
UAGGGUUCAUAGCCUGUGACAGUAGUAUUGGGUUGUCACAACAAUGUUGUAUUUCAUCAUCAUUAGCAUGGCGUUUAUGCAGCGGCAUGCCUAAUGUAUUUAAACUUUGGUCGGCCGCAGAAACGUAAAGAGAGGCUUCGUGCAAAACUGAUCAGUAACUAACGGUGAGUCGUAACAUACUCUAUAAUAUACAUCUCUUACAAAAUCUUUUUCGUCGUAAUUUAGGUGGGCCCUAGAACAAAAUUCACGGGGAGGCCACACGUCGGCAUUUGCUGUCAUUAAAUCCGAAAACGCAGUUGGCGUUAUUUUGGCGGCGUCCAGCGCUCUACUGCGCAAGGCUGUGGAAACGCAUGCGAUCUCCGGCGGCGAAAGGCCACGGGAUGGAUAUCGAUUUUCUCGCUAUCUGACGGAACCAAACGGCGUGUGCGUGUGGACAACAAUAUUGUUUCCGAUGCCGUCAAACCGUUAAACAAUAUCGCCCGUCGUUCUCCCAGACGAUAUAAACGAAUAAAAGUUCUCACGGACGAGAGUACGGGACGUUUCCCCGAGAAAACAACUCGGACUUGUGUCUUUAUUAUUAUACAGUUGAGUGGUUGAUAACUUUACGUUUGUAGACUAGUGGAAACAACGCCGUCGUGUGAUAUGGCUUGGAAAUUGUUGAUAACCAUUUACAAUUUCAUUGUAUUGGCGCACUGCGUGGACUGGUCAGGAAAAAUCUACCAGACAAACGCGGCUUUAGAAAAAGAAAACCUCAUGUUUUGUUACGAGUGCAAUACAAUGGUAAACGGGAAAAGCUGCAGUGAUUUCACAAACAAGGAAGAGUAUUUGAGAUUCUCUACGAAAUGUACAGGAGAUAGAAAAACAUGCAUGGUGAAACGAUAUUCGUACACGAGCUCGAGCAACGAGAACAUCACUUCCGGCCAACAGCUCUGGUCACUGGAACGCAACUGUUCGGGCAAAUGCGAGGACGGGUGCAUCGUGAUCGGCGAACGGAUCAAGAUCUACGCGUGUCAGGCGUGUUGCGAGUCACCGCUGUGUAACGUGUCCAACGGAUCCGACCGUCGGUCUUCGACUCCGUCGUUCGUCGUUUGUCUGACGUUCUUGUUCUUGCUCUUGAGAACUGUCGUCGAUCAGCUACAGUUGCCGUCGUCGAAACGACCGUCCGCCACAUUCUUUUCCACUUCCUCAUCCCCAUCAUCCGCUCCAUUCCACUUGUCGUCAGACACUAGACACUUAACAAAAAAAAUCAAUAAAUAUUUUAUAUUUUUAUCAUCGAUCCAUAACAUAUUCACCUCACGGUUUGUCGCUUUCAACACAUCGUUGGUAGAUUUUUUUCCUAAAAAAAUAAUUAAUAUCAUAUAGGUAAUUACAUAUUUUUAGGUGACCGUAUAAAUAUAAAUACCUACCUAUUGUCAAAAACACAGAAGGCAUUGAACGUAUAAUAGGUAGGUAUAUACCUAUAUAAUACCUACCAUAUUAUGCAAUACAUAUACCUAUUAUACCAAUAUUAUACCUACCUACUAUAAAAGACAUCAGAAGAGCCGAAAUAUAAUUAUCUGAAACUCGUUGACAAAAUACCUACCGAUGAGUGGUGAAUGAUGACCACCUCCAUGAACAAAUUAUUUACACAUUUAAGUAUUAACUAAUUAAUAUCGAAAUAAUAAUAUCGAAUGAGAAUAACCACUAUUAUAAGCAGUGCUCGAAUUGGGAAAAAUUAAGUAGAGGAGUUCAAUAUAACGAUUUAAAAACUGCGUUCCAAGGGCGCAAUUAUUCAACACAGACUAUUCAAAAAAUAGUAGGGGUACGCAAAAAAAAAUAAAAAUAGUAGGGGAGCUCCGUCCCCCUGCGCACCACCCCAAUUCGAGCACUGAUUAUAAGUACUUCCCAUAUCACAUGACACGUGUCACUGGCGUAUUUAGGUUUUUGUCUAGGGGGGAAUA